AUUUUAAAUGGCAAGUCGUUUUAAUCAGAACUCAUUUCAAUAACUAGAAUCGGUAAGGCCAAGCAGAGCCUAAUCGGAACAUCAAAAAAGCAAAAGUGAAAAAGGGAUUACAAAAGUACAUCAUAAGAGUCAUGCAUCUCAUCAUUAUAAUCCUCUGGUUAUUCCUUGUGAUUGGGUCUUAGCAGAGAAUCAUGCUAAAGCAAGAAGAGUUGCAAGAGAAUUAGAAGUUGAGAAUUAAUCAGCAUGUCCAUGUUGUGGAUAUUCAAUAGAGAGAAAUGAUUUAGAGUAUGAUUGUGAUCCAUUAGAGAUGAAAUUUUUAGGAUCAGGAUUCCCUUUGUUUUAUAUGUUUAUAAAAUACUGUAUUUUCAUAUUGGUUGAAUUUUGGUUAUUAAAAGGGAUGUUUUGUUUAGCAACAGAUUUGAUGGGUGAUUAUUGUUAUAAUUAAGAAAAGAUUAGAGUUGAGAAGAAAUCACAUAAUGCUAUUCAUGAUCAUUUAAAUAAAUAGCAUUAUCAUGAACACAAUGAAGAAAAUUAAAUAUGUGGAGGAUCUUUAUGGCAUUUUGUGAGUUUAGCAAAUGUAUAUGAUAGAGAAGAUAUUAGAAUUUGGUAAUCUAAUUUAUCACUUGUUGUUGUAUUUGCAAAUAUGGUUUCAUUUUUAUUUUUUAGAAAAGCUUAAAGAAGUAUUGAUAUUGAAGUAGAUGAAUCAUAAGUAACCCCAUCUGAUUAUACUAUAUGUGUAAAGAAUAUUCCAAAAUUAAAUGAAGACUAUAAAGAAGUAUUAAAGAAUAUAUUUUAAAAUUAUGCAGCUGAUGGGAGAGAAUUGAAAGUAACAAAGAUAGUCUUAGUUUAUAAUUUAGAUGAAGUGAUAGAAUUAGAAGAAGCCUAAAAGGAAAUGAUAAGAGAAAAAUAAGAAUAUUUAUUAGAAAAUGGAUUAAAUUUUACAGAUUUUAAAGUCAAAUAGUUGGAUGAGAAAUUAGAAUCUUUAGAAUAGAAAAUACAUGAUAAAGAGCAUGAACUUUUUAUAAAUAGAGAAAAAUUUGCAGGAAUAGCAUUUAUAAGUUUUUUAACAGAAGAAAUGAAAUAGUUGGUAUUAUAACAUAAUCCAUAUACAUCUUGGGAGAGAACAAAAGCGUUUUUUAAUAAUGGAUUAACUGGAGAUAUAAAAGAAAAAGGAAUAAUUUUUGAAGGUCAUAAAUUAUAUGUAGAAGAAGCACCAGAACCAAAUGAUGUGGAUUGGGAAUUUAUUCAUAUUUAAACUGGAUAGAAAGUUAAAGCACGUGUUAUUGCAUGGUCUAUAUCAAUUAGUUUUAUGGCUGGUUGUUUCUUUUUAAUUUGGUUUUUAAGUGAAUUAGCAGAAAGAAUGAAUGAAUAAGUUGAAGAAUAAGAAAAAAAAGGGAUUAAAGAUUCAUUAACUUAAACUAUAGCAUUUAUAACAAGUUAAUCAAUCUCUUGGACUGUUGUAUUUUUUAAUAAAUUUGUAAUUGGAAAGGUUUAUCAUUUAAUAGUAGAUUUAGAGAAGAUAUCUAAUAAAACUAAAUUUAAUAUAAGUUUUGCUAGAAAGUAAUCAGUUGCUUUAUUUAUAAAUACUGCUUUAAUAUCAUUAGUAAUAGAUUUCUUUUUGACUGGUAAUGUAAUAGGGAAAGGAGGAUUCAUAUAUAAUGAAUCUAAUGUUUUUUUACUUAAUGCAUUUAUUCCUCCAAUAGUUUGGUUUGUUGAUCCUUGGAGUAUAUAGAAGGAUUAUUAAAGGUAAAAAUAAUAGAAAAAUGUUAAGAAUUGUGUACUUACAUAAUAGGAAGCUAACGAAAUAAUGGAAAUGCCUGAUUAUUCUUAAGCUAAAAGAUAUGGAGAUAUUAUGAAAACAAUGUGGUUCACUUUUUUUUAUGGAGACAUCAUCCCUUUAGGAAUAUUAUUUAGUAUUAUGGGUUUAACAUUAUAUUAUUUUGUUGAUAAAUAUAAUGUUUUAAGAAGAAGGACUAUUAAAGAAUCUUUAUCCAAACAUUUAAGCAUCGAAAUGAUUGAGAUGUUAGAAUUAAUAGUAAUAUUUACAGGGAUUGGUAAUACAAUAGUAUCGAGUAUAUUAUUUGGAGAAGUCAAAUGGUAAGAUUUUAUUAUUAUCAUAAUCGGAAUUGUUUACAAUUUAUUGCCUAUGGAAGACAUAUCAAGCGUUCUAUUCCCAUUAGAAUAAAAAGAUGAAGUCUUAUCAUAUUACGAAGCAGAGGAAUAUUUUAAUACUGAUUAUGAUAGAGAGAAUCCAGUAACAAGAAGAGAGAUUUUACAUGAGAUCUCAAAGAAAAAAUGAA
Molecule: messenger RNA, 2300 nt
Organism: Paramecium sonneborni
Lineage: Eukaryota; Ciliophora; Oligohymenophorea; Peniculida; Parameciidae
Source: the annotation of a GenBank genome assembly